UCGGCCAUGUGGUGGCGCUGUUCAGUUCAGAUGACACGUCGUGCUCGGGUUUCAGUAGCGGAGAAGCAGAGCUCUGUUUCCGGCCGCUGGAUGAAGCGCAACAGCAACAUCCACAAAUUCAUUUUAUACACGUGAAGGUGCGUGAUGUCAGGUCAGAAACGUUCCUGUGACCCCAGUGGCUCUGUUGCCCUCGGUGCUCCUCCAGAGAAGAAGAAGGGAGGUGAGGAUGGAGAGGGAAUGAGCACUGGAUCCGGUGGAAGCACUGCUGUAGAAACCGUCAUUAAACUGGGAGGAAGUUUAAACUUGGAGGAACAGGAUAUCAAAGCUCUGCAGAUUAAAAACAGAAAGUUGGGAGAGGCGCUAGACCAAAGAGGGGUGAUUGAGGAUGAAUUGAGAGAGAGAGUGGAGAGGUUGGAGACCCGUCAGGCGACAGAUGAUGCGAGUUUGCUGAUUCUUAACAGAUACUGGAACCAGUUUGACGAGAAUGUGCGGUUAAUAGCCCGCCGCUAUGACCAAUCAGGAAGUGAGCCUGUAGAAAGCCAACCACCUGAAGGGCGGAGUUUGAAACCAGGAACACCAGAACCAGAUGGAGACUCGAAUCCAGAUAGAGCAAAAGGUCAGGGUGAGGGGCCGAGCUCAUUUUUGGCCACACUGGCCAGCAGCAGCAGUGAGGAGAUGGAGGCGGAGCUACAGGAGCGGGCCGAGUCCAGCUGUAAGCAGGCCAGCCGUGUGAUUGAAAUCUACGAGAACCUGAAGAACACAGUAGAUCAGCUAAAGAAGGACAUGGAGUCUGGUGCAGACGGCUGUCUCUGGGAUGUCGCUGUCCGGCUUAACACCCUUCUGACCAAUGAGAAUGAACGUCUCCGUCAGCUGACAGAUGAUCUCCAGCAAAAGCACGGUCACAUGACCAGCGAGUCUGGUUCAUUGGGCCGUGCGGCAAACCGUGCUGAUAACAGAAUCAGUGAGCUGCAGGUUCUGAUAGAGGAGCUGCAGUGGGAUAUGGAGAAGUUCAGACGAAGGGAAAAUCGCCUUAACACACACCUUACAGAGGUGCUGGAGAGGGUAAACAGUAAAGGUUAUAAGGUGUGUGGUGAAGCAAGCAGUGUUUGUGGGACCAUCACUAUCAACAAAAGGAAGUUUGAGGAGAUGAACAGUGAGUUGGAGGAGAACAGGGAGCUGGCGGAGAAUCGGCUGAGUGAACUUCAGAAACUUCAGCAGGAUCUGCAGACGGUUUAUCAGGAGAACAACAACAUGAAGGUGGAGUUGUUGUCCAGGGCUGAGGAGGUUGCCAGAGAGAGCGCAGAGUAUCGCUGUCUGCAGUCUCAGUUCUCAGUGCUCUACAAUGAGUCUCUGGUGUUGAAAUCUCAGCUAGACGAGACCAAAGCACGACUCAAUACGACCAGGACCGCCCGUCUGCGCCAGCUGGACCACAUGGAGAAUGAUGAGGUGUCACUGCAGCGUAAAGUCCGUACUGAAGUGAUUCAGCUGGAGGACACCUUAGCUCAGGUGCGCAAGGAGUACGAGAUGCUGAGGAUCGAGUUUGAGCAAACACUAGCUGCUAAUGAACAAGCAGGCCCUAUAAACCGUGAAAUGCGACAUCUGAUCAGUACGCUGCAGACCCAUAACCAGCAGAUGAAAGGAGAAGUGGUUAAAUAUAAGCUUAGACUGAGAGAGGCUCAGCAAGAGCUCAACCAGCUCCGUGCCGCCAAAGGCAAUGCUGCUGUCCAAUCGCAGUCAAGUACGGAGCUGGAAGUAAAGGAAGAGAUCACCUCCCCAGUUACACCAGCCCAGUCAAGUGAUGUUACUAUCAAGACAGAGCCGGAUAGCGGCUCGGCUACACCCAGCACCACUGGUGUAACAGUUAAGACAGAACCGGGUACAGAAACCGAGACUGUGGUAAAAGAGGAGGAAAAGGAGAAAGAUAAGGAUAAGGAAAAAGAAAAGGAACACCGAGAAAGAGAGAGGAUGAACCGUGGUAGUACUGGAGGCGGAGCUGUGAAAGAAGAGAGAGAUAAAGCCAGCACCAGCAGCAGCCAAUCAGAAGACUUAGCGCCUGAACGCUGCGCUGUGAUUGGAGUCCCUAAACGAAAGGAGGUGGAGCAGUUGAAAAUAGUCAGGGUGGAGCUUAAGAAAGCCCAAGAGUCUCAGAGGGAGAUGAAGCUUUUGUUGGACAUGUACCGCUCUGCUCCAAAAGAACAGCGAGACAAAGUACAACUGAUGGCAGCGGAGAAGAAGACCAAGUCAGAGGCUGAGGAGCUCCGGCAGAGGGUUCGAGAGCUGGAGGAGAAGGAGAGGAGAGAAGGAAAGAAGAUGGCAGAUGAAGAGGCUCUGAGAAAGAUUCGUUCAGUAGAAGAGCAGAUCGAUAUUCUUAAUAAGAAAUUGUCCCUCGCUAAGCAGGAGGAGGAUGCGCUGCUGAGCGAGAUGGAUGUUACCGGUCAGGCGUUUGAGGACAUGCAAGAGCAAAACAUUCGUCUGAUGCAACAGCUCAGAGAGAAAGAUGAUGCCAACUUCAAACUCAUGAGUGAGCGAAUCAAAUCCAACCAAAUCCACAAACUUCUCAAGGAGGAGAAAGAGGAGCUAGCUGACCAGUUGCUUACACUAAAAACACAGGUUGAUGCUCAGUUGCAAGUUGUAAGAAAGCUAGAGGAGAAAGAGCGCCUGCUGCAGGGCACCAUCAGCGCUGCAGAAAGAGAGCUGGCCCUUCGCACACAAGCAUUAGAGAUGAACAAACGCAAGGCACAGGAUUCAGUGUUGCUAUCCGAGGACGUGCGAUCUCAGUUGGAAGGAGUGCAGCAGAGGUUGGGUGCUGUCAGAGAGGAGGUGGUCGAGAACAGUAUCUCCCGUGAGAAAGAGUCCUUCAAUGCUCGACGGGCACAGGAGGAUAUAUCCAAGCUACGCAGGAAAAUAGAGAAUGUGAAGAAACCUGCUGAGAAUAUUCGCAAUGGAGAUGAGAUCCUUAAUGAGGAAAUCAACGAUUACAAGGCCCGCUUGACGUGUCCAUGCUGCAAUUCACGCGUGAAAGACGCCGUUUUGACGAAGUGCUUUCACGUUUUUUGCUUCGAGUGUGUCAAGACGCGAUAUGACACCCGCCAAAGGAAAUGUCCGAAGUGCAAUGCCGCUUUCGGUGCCAAUGAUUUCCAUCGCAUCUACAUCGGAUAAGCUCGCCAUUCACAAUAUCCGAAUCCGAUUGGUCCAGUGCUUCAACAUGUUUUGUGGGUGGAGCUUGUCCAGUUAAUGAGCUCAGUUUUUAACAUUCCAUUUCAUUUGCUGUACACAAACCAACCAAAGUGUUCAUGUGGUAGAUUUGUAGACACGGGUUUAACCAAACUAACUUUUGGUUACAUUCCACAAGCUCAUUUCCACCAUCGUUUUACUCAUAAAAGCAAGCUGCUUGUUUAAACUGCCUAGACCUGAUCUCCCAUUCCACCAUUUCUACCCUCAAUAAAACUGAGCCAGUGUGAAUCUAA
Paramisgurnus dabryanus is the source of this 3467-nucleotide messenger RNA. RefSeq names its product ring finger protein 20, E3 ubiquitin protein ligase (gene rnf20). Lineage: Eukaryota; Metazoa; Chordata; Actinopteri; Cypriniformes; Cobitidae. Gene Ontology annotation, molecular function: ubiquitin protein ligase activity; metal ion binding. Gene Ontology annotation, cellular component: nucleus; HULC complex. The record is from RefSeq and is a predicted model, not a curated record.